Asterias rubens (European starfish) is the source of this 732-nucleotide messenger RNA. RefSeq lists its product as uncharacterized. The record is from RefSeq and is a predicted model, not a curated record. Bases 1 to 732 code for a protein of 243 amino acids. The transcript has 8 exons. NCBI's taxonomy places the organism in Eukaryota, Metazoa, Echinodermata, Asteroidea, Forcipulatida, Asteriidae.
AUGCGGUGCUGGGUUUACGCAGUUCAGACGGGAGCAUGGGACGCUUUAGAUAACUAUGGAGCAGACCCGACCAAAGUGUCCGUCAGUGGGGUGUCAUCAGGGGCCAACAUGGCGGUCCAGCUCCACGUGGCAUACUCAUCUAGCAUCAUGGGUGUUGGUGCAGUGGCAGGAGGACCGUAUUACUGUGCGCAGGGGAGUUCUAAUAAAGCAUUCUAUGGGGAAUGUUCCACAAUCGGGAAUGGUAAUAACAUUGAUGUCCAGGACCUCAUCGAUGACACCGAUGCUUACGCCGCCAACGGCAAGGUGGACGCAACAUCCAAUAUGGCGUCCGCUCGCGUCUAUAUUUUCAGCGGUACUGAAGAUACUAUCGUACCAACCGCCGUUGUUAAAAAGCUCAAGAAUUACUACGACCACUACGUCAACAGUGCCAGUGAUAUUAUGACAAAGUACGACCUACCAGCUGGACACGGAUUAAACCUCCUCUGGUUUACUUGCACAAUGAUGUCAUGGAUAACGUGCAGUGACGUUGCUUUUCUUAUCUGUACUUUGAUUGGUCCGAGCAUCACCACUGACUACACCAAUGCGUGUGACAAUAACUUUGCCUCACCUAACAUCAAUGACUGCAACUACAAUAUGGCCUUUGAAAUCCUGAACCAUAUUUAUGGCGGCAACCUCGUGGACCCGGGUAGUGGCACCACUUUGAACGGGGAGGUAAGUUUUCAAGUUAUUUAA